AUGUUGAUGAGUCCCCUCCUCCUGGACCUCAAGGCUGGGAAAUUUUUUUGUCAGCUCCCUGCAGUUCAGAAUCGGGGAAAGUACACUCCAGCAAACACAAUGCUGGUCAAAUCUACAGUUGUUCCCGGCUUCUUGCUUUUUCUUCUCUUGCCUGAUUUCUCCUGCUCCUGUCCCAGCCGCUGCUUGUGCUUUAGGACUACAGUAAGAUGCAUGCAUCUGAUGCUGGAAAACAUCCCUGAAGUCCCACCUCAGACAAACAUAUUGGAUUUACGCUUCAAUCGCAUCAAAGAGAUUCAACCUGGAGCCUUCAGGAGACUGAAGAACCUCAACACACUGCUGCUGAACAAUAAUUUGAUCAAACAAAUUGCAAGAAGGUCCUUUGAAGCUCUGCAGAACUUGAAAUAUCUCUACCUGUACAAAAAUGAAAUUCAGAGUAUCCAGCAACAUGCCUUCAAGGGGCUCCAUUCUCUGGAACAGCUUUACCUUCAUUUCAACAACCUGGAAACCUUGGAGCCAGAAACCUUUAGCGACCUGCCCAAACUGGAAAGACUAUUCUUGCACAACAACAAAAUUUCCAGAAUUCAGCCAGGAACCUUCUCUCAACUGGAAUCCCUCAAACGGCUACGGCUGGACUCCAAUGCCUUGCUCUGUGACUGUGACUUGAUGUGGCUGGCCAAACUGCUGAAGAAAUAUUCUGAACAGGGCAAUAUUCAGACAGCUGCCACCUGUGAGAAUCCAAGGGAAUUGCAGGGCCGGUCCAUCACCACCUUGACAACCCAAGAAUUUAACUGUGAGAGGCCUCGCAUCACCACCGAGCCCCAUGAUGCUGAUGUCAAGUUGGGAAACACUGUUUAUUUCACCUGCAGGGCAGAAGGAAACCCAAAGCCAGAGAUCAUCUGGCUACACAACAACAAUGAAAUUGACAUGAAAGACGAUGGGCGCCGUAACUUGCUGCAGGAUGGAACCCUGAUGAUCCAAAACACCAAAGAAUCUGACAAAGGCGUCUACCAGUGCAUGGCCAAGAACAUAGCCGGAGAGGUCAAGACACAGGAAGUAGUUCUGCGCUACUUUGGCACUCCAUCCAAGCCCAGCUUCGUGAUCCAACCCCAGAACACAGAAGUGCUGGUUGGGCAAAGCGUCACCUUGGAGUGUGGGGUCUCUGGGCACCCACCCCCUCACGUCAUCUGGACUCUGGGCACGGGCUCGCCACUCCCGAGCGAUUCCCGCUUCGCCAUCACCGGCUCAGGAGGGCUAUACAUCCAAAACGUCACCUUCUUGGACCAGGGCCAGUACAAUUGCAAUGCCAGCAACUCAGAAGGCUCCAUCCAGGCUACGGCAAACAUUAUAGUGCAAGAUACUCCCAGGUUCCUGGUCAUUCCCAUUGAUCAGACUGUGACUGAGGGGCAAAGCGUGGAUUUCUCCUGCACUGCUGAAGGCCAUCCUCCACCUGUUAUCACCUGGACAAGGGCAGGUGGGCCAUUGCCAAAUGACCGGAGGCACAGUAUCCUCUCCACCGGCACCCUGCGCGUCAUGAGGGUUGCCCUGCAUGACCAAGGCCAGUAUGAAUGCCAUGCCAUCAGUGCCAUCGGAGUCAAGAGCCUCCCGGUGCAGCUUUGGGUGACGCCUCGAGUGAUCCCUGUGUUUCUUCACCCUCCACAAGAUGUGGUAACUGAGACUGGGCAGGAUGUUGUGAUCACCUGUGCUGCCCAAGGAGAUCCACGACCCACCAUCACCUGGGCCAAAGAGGGUAUUCAGAUCACAGAGAGCGGCAAGUUCCAUGUAAGUCGAGAUGGGACCCUAUCCAUUCGAGACCUGGGAGUGGCUGAUCAGGGCAGAUAUGAGUGUAUAGCCAGGAAUACCUUUGGAUUCACGUCCAGCACCAUGCAGCUGACCAUCACUGCCACGGACGUUGGUCGGAGUGGCGACACCUUUGUAGCCACGUCAAUACAGGAAGCCAUCAGCAGUGUGGACCAUGCUAUCAAUUCAACGCGCACUGAGCUGUUUAGCAAGCGACCCAAAACUCCCAAUGACUUGCUGGCACUCUUCCGUUACCCCCGGGACCCUUACACCAUCGAAACAGCCCGGGCUGGCGAGAUCUUCGAAAGAACCUUGCAACUGAUCCAAGACCAUGUCCAGCAGGGGUUGAUUGUGGACAUGAAUGGCACGGGCUACCGUUACAACGACCUGGUCUCCCCUCACUACCUGAACGUGAUCGCCAACCUGUCUGGCUGCUCCGCCCACCGCCGCACGCCCAACUGCUCUGACAUCUGUUUUCACAAGCAGUACAGGACCCACGAUGGCUCCUGUAACAAUCUCCAGCACCCAAUGUGGGGUGCGUCCCUCACAGCCUUCCAGCGCCUCCUCAAGCCGGCCUACCAGAAUGGUUUUAACCUGCCGCGGGGCUUCUCUUUGGCGGAAGACUCCAGGGAGCUGCCCCUGCCGCUGCCUCGUCUCGUCUCCACAGCCAUGAUAGGGACAGAAACCAUCACCUCCGACGACCAGUUCACUCACAUGCUCAUGCAGUGGGGCCAGUUUCUGGACCAUGACAUGGACCAGACGGUGGCAGCCAUCAGCAUGUCGCGGUUCUCGGACGGGGCACCCUGCAGCGAGGUGUGCACCAAUGACCCGCCGUGCUUCUCCGUCGUGAUCCCGGAGAACGACCCCCGGGUGAGGAACGGGCGCUGCAUGUUCUUUGUCCGCUCCAGCCCCGUGUGCGGCAGCGGGAUGACCUCCCUGCUGAUGAACUCCGUCUACCCCAGGGAACAGAUCAACCACCUGACCUCUUACAUCGACGCCUCCAACGUCUACGGCAGCACGGAGCAGGAAUCUCAGGAGCUGAGGGAUCUGAGCAGCCAGAGAGGGCUGCUGAAACAAGGACAGGUGGUGCCCAGCUCGGGGAAACACCUCCUCCCGUUUGCAGUGGGGCCGCCCACCGAGUGUAUGCGGGAUGAGAACGAGAGCCCCGUGCUGUGCUUCCUGGCGGGGGAUCACCGGGCCAACGAGCAGCUGGGCCUCACAGCCAUGCACACCCUCUGGUUCCGGGAGCACAACCGCCUUGCCGCCGAGCUGCAGGCUCUGAAUCCCCACUGGGAUGGGGACACGCUCUACCACGAGGCGCGCAAAAUGGUGGGCGCCCAGAUGCAGCACAUCACCUACGCGCACUGGCUCCCCAAGAUCCUCGGGGAAGCUGGCGUGAAGGUGCUGGGCGAAUACAAAGGCUACGACCCCAACGUCAACGCUGGAAUCCUCAAUGCCUUCGCCACCGCGGCCUUCCGGUUCGGACACACGCUGAUCAACCCCGUCCUGUAUCGGCUGAAUGAAACCUUCCAGCCCAUUCGCCAAGGCCACGUCCCCCUCCACAAGGCCUUCUUCUCCCCUUUCAAGAUCACCCAGGAAGGAGGGAUUGAUCCUCUCCUCCGCGGUCUGUUCGGGGUCCCUGGGAAAAUGCGGGUCCCCUCCGAGCUCCUGAACAUGGAACUGACCGAGAAGCUCUUCUCCAUGGCGCACUCUGUCUCACUGGAUCUGGCAGCAAUCAACAUCCAGCGGGGGAGGGACCAUGGCAUCCCCCCAUACAAUGACUUCAGGGUCUUCUGCAACCUCACGUCGGCACAGGAGUUUGAAGACCUCCGUAACGAGAUCAAAAACCUGGAGAUCAGGGAAAAGCUCAGGAGUUUAUAUGGGACUACCAAAAACAUUGACCUGUUUCCAGCACUGAUGGUGGAAGAUCUUGUCCCUGGGACCAGAGUUGGACCAACAUUGAUGUGCCUGCUAGCAACACAGUUCCGAAGACUCAGAGAUGGGGAUAGGUUUUGGUACGAGAAUCCUGGAGUCUUCACCCCAGCCCAGGUGACUCAGAUAAGGCAGACGUCGCUGGCUCGCAUCAUCUGCGACAACAGCGACCAUGUCCGACAGCUCCAGAGGGACGUGUUCCAGGUGGCAUCCUACCCCCAAGGCAUGGUCAACUGCGAGGAGAUCCCGGCGGUUGAUCUCCGCAUGUGGCAGGACUGCUGCGAAGACUGCAGAACCAGAGGGCAGUUCAAUGCUCUUUCUCAGCAAUUCCGGAGCAAGAGGUCUCCCAGCUUCAGCUACCCAGAAGAAAACCCUUCUAAGCACAACCCUGCUGUCCCAAGAAACGAAGAGUCUUCCCAUGACCAUUCUUCCCAGCCGGACCUUGAGUCCUUUGUGGCUGACCUAGAAAAGACCGUCUCUUUCCUACGGAAACAGGUCAACGCCUUAGAAGGUCAGCUGAGGUGGUGGCAUAGAAGCACUAAUGAAUAUAGACGGUGGAAGAAGACUGGAGAGAAACGGAGAAAAAGAUGAUGACCCCAUCUGCUAAUGUGAGGUUAUUUCAGGUGAUCUGUACGCUUCACACUGCUCACCUCUCAGCCAAUCUUCUCCACCCCAACAUCACAGCCAGCGAGAACAACGUUCCAUCCAGUCUGACGCCUCCUGUACCACUCCACCGCAGAGCAACUGUGCUUUCCCUGGUACCUGACUCUCUGCACUGACAGCUUAGAGCCCCUGAACCAUCUCUGCCCCCCUCCGCCGCAGGGGAAAGGUUCCUCCCAGGAGUUCCAGCCUGCAAACCUCUGCACUGCCCUGGUUUAGGCAAGCAGACCAUGUGCUCCUAGGAUCUCGCUUUUCACCAGCACUUUUCGCCCUCACUCAGAAAGCGGAGACAAGUUAAAACUGCUUCGAUGCCGUCAUCCUGUACGCUUUCCUCCUCCCGCUGCUUUUGCAGCAGGUAUUCCCAGGGCACCCAACCCCAUUGGGAACAUAGCGUACCUAGCAACACUUCGCCCAGACGAGCCGUCUCAGCCAGCAGGGUCAGCAAGGAUUUGGAAAAUCUGAUCUCACGUGUUUAAAUUUUAAAAAAUCCUCUUCUUAUGUAAUUGAGCGAAUGAGAGCUUCAGGGACUGUGAAGCACAACUGGCAUGGCCUGCAGUUAACGCAAGCAGUGACAAGAAACCCCCCCAUCCAUUGGAAAUAUUCCUCCCAUCCUGGGCGUAGAGUCCGGUGCAUGAGAAUGCGGUACUGGAAACAGAAAGGAGGUCCGCUACCCUUGAUGCUUUACUUCCUCACUCAUUUUAAAACUAGUGGAAUCUCCCCCAAUUAAAUCUCUGCGAGCGAAUCUACCUUUUGCUGCCCCAUGGUCACAAACGUUUUCUUUCGGUCUGGACUGCUCUCUCCACGCUUCGACCUUUACGCGUUUUAGCUGGGUGUGUGUUUCCAUUCGUCUUUACCCUCCUAAGGCUUUCAGCUGGAAGAUGUAUUUACAGUGUAAAUGUAACAGGACCUGACACACAACCGCAGAUAAUUAAAUGUAACAGCCCUCUAGUUAAUAGCCAGGAGCGGCUGUGUUCCAUCAGUUAGCUACGUGGAGAAUACCGUGUGCUGUAUUUGACACAUUAAUGAAUGUAAAGUGUUGCUUGUAUUUAUUAUUCCCAGGUGCUCCACAGCUAAACAAGAAAUAUGUAACCAGCUUUGGGGGGCUACUUUGGAGGUGCUUUUCAGUGGUGCUAUAAUUUAAACCCAUGGGACUCCAGGGUAGCCUGAAACUUGUCAGUCACGGGCAGAUAGUUUUUUUUUUUCUAAGAACAUACCUGAGUCCUUAGUUGUUAUCUCUGUUCCUCCCAUCAUCCCUCUCUUUUUCCCACCCUGUAUCCUCCCCCUUCCCACAGUACAAGGAUCAUAAACUUUUCCAAAUAUGCUUGUUCUUUUUUUUUCUUCUUUUUAGGCCUGUUACUGAAUCGAAGGGACCCAAAGCCUGUGUUGCCCCUGCUAGGACUUGGAAGUUAUUAGGAAAA
Messenger RNA from Terrapene triunguis (Three-toed box turtle), 5807 nucleotides. RefSeq names its product peroxidasin homolog. The transcript is spliced from 23 exons. Gene Ontology annotation, molecular function: protein binding; peroxidase activity; heme binding. The coding region runs from base 1 to 4320 and encodes 1439 amino acids. The record is from RefSeq and is a predicted model, not a curated record. NCBI's taxonomy places the organism in Eukaryota, Metazoa, Chordata, Testudines, Emydidae. Gene Ontology annotation, biological process: response to oxidative stress.